CGCGCCCAUGCGAGCACGCGCUUCGAACGUCCGAGCCUGGGUCCACGCGUCCCGUGCCGGAAUCGCCGCAGCGUUCGAACGCCAUCAUUUCGGAGUUGUGUGCACAGCUGAGAAGCAGUCAUGAGUUUUGUGCACAGCUGAAGCCUCAGUGACCAUUCAGCUGCUAUGUCCACGCUGGAUGACGACACUGCGCUGGGACAUAUAUCGGAGCACCUCAACAACGCCGUGAGAGCCGACGAAGGGGUGUCUCUCUCCAGGCUGCAAGGAAUCCUUUCGCAACUCCCACCAUCACUCCGGGGCCGGUUCGGUCCCACAAUUGAAACCAUACGGUUGGUCGCAGGACGAUUUCCCGGAACGAUUGUUGUCGGUUCGGACAGCAGAGUUUACAUGUCCGCACAACCUCGCGCAUCAAGCAAAAACAAUGAAACAAAGAGCGCCAACUCGACUGAUGCACCAAUUGAGCUGCGCAAUGUCACUGGGAAAAUAACAAAAGUGUUACCGUAUUACGGUUUUGUGGAUUUGUCACACCCGCUCCGAGAUAGUGUUUUUUUCGAGAAGCGGCUCUUCCAGGAAAACAGGCACUUUGACCUGAGAAAGUCUGGGCUCAAGCUAGGAGACAUAGUUAUAUUAGACGCAGUAAGAAGCCCACCAGGCCACAGAGCCAGGUAUCAGGCCACUCGAAUAGAACUGCGUAGAAAUAUAGCCCACACCAGCAACCCCACAACGAAGCAGGCGGCCUUCCAACCAAAUAAUCACGGCAUGACCAAUGGACUUGCUGGCACAAUCCAAGCCGUGAAUCCAUGCCAUGCGUUUAUAUUAUUUGGUCAGGGCAACAAAGAUUGUGCCUACGUUUCUAUUGAUAACGUAGACAAGUCCCUGCUUCAGGCGGAAAAGAGCCUAAAUGACAUUUUUAGCGUCGGAGACAAGGUCCACUUCGAUGCACAGCCACAUCCAAAGCCGACAAGCUGCGCCAAGUGGUGGGCCACCAAUGUCAAGAAAGUGCAGUGCGCUGAACUUGCCCAGGCCAACGACUGCGGAGACGAGGCCUUACUGUGAGACAACGACAUCGCCGAGCUUCUGCUUGACCUAAAAGAGUUCUCUGCGCGGAGGAAGCUAUCUGGCAUCAGAGGCGCAUUCUUCCCAAACUCUAAGAACACGGGUGUCGUAUCCGCCUAUGACCAGCA
Molecule: messenger RNA, 1184 nt
Organism: Dermacentor silvarum
Lineage: Eukaryota; Metazoa; Arthropoda; Arachnida; Ixodida; Ixodidae
Exons: 2
Coding region: 166-1056 (296 amino acids)
Source: RefSeq, a predicted model, not a curated record